Phoenix dactylifera (date palm) is the source of this 1194-nucleotide messenger RNA. RefSeq names its product MADS-box transcription factor 23-like. The record is from RefSeq and is a predicted model, not a curated record. Gene Ontology annotation, biological process: positive regulation of transcription by RNA polymerase II. Gene Ontology annotation, molecular function: protein dimerization activity; DNA-binding transcription factor activity, RNA polymerase II-specific; RNA polymerase II cis-regulatory region sequence-specific DNA binding. Lineage: Eukaryota; Viridiplantae; Streptophyta; Magnoliopsida; Arecales; Arecaceae.
UCUCCCUUCUCCCUUCUCUUCCUUGCUCUCUUCUUCCUUUUGCUCCCCUUCUUUUCACCAGAACAUACAUAUAAAUAUAAUAUGGUGAGGACGAGGAAGCCGAGCAUGGGACGUCAGAAGAUCGAGAUCAAGAGAAUCGAGAGCGAGGAGGCCCGCCAGGUGUGCUUCUCGAAGCGCCGCGCCGGGCUCUUCAAGAAGGCCAACGAGCUCUCCAUCCUAUGCGGCGCCGAGAUAGGUGUCAUUGUCUUCUCCCCCGCCGGCAGGCCUUUUUCUUUCGGCCACCCCUCCGUCGACUCCAUCAUCGACCGCUUCCUCUCCGGCAGCCCCUCCCCUCCGACUCUGCCGUCCGCUGACCACCGCAUGCCGCUGGCGCAGGAGAUGAUGGUCGUCCGCGAGCUCAACCGCCAGUACACGGAGCUCGCGGCCUUGCUGGAGACCGAGAGGAGGAAGAAGGCGGCGCUCGAGGAGGCCGUGAGGAUGAAGCAGGCGGGGGAGGCCGCCUUGUGGGGCGCGAACAUCGAAGUGCUCGGCGUGGGGGAGCUCGAGAGGCUGCAUCAGUCCUUGGAGAGGCUGUGGAGGGACGUGGCGAGGUGCGCCGACCAGCUCGUCAUCGAGGCCGCGCAUGCUCGGAGCUCCGGCAUCGCAGCGGCGAGUAGUACUGCUCUUCCUCCUCCUUCUGGUGUCCAUCUAGGCUUUGGUCGUGGAUUGGAGGAGGGGAGCAUGGCGCUUCCUCCUCCCGCUACUGCCUUUGGUUAUGGUCGUGGAUUGGAGGGAGGGAGCAUGGCGCUUCCUCCUCCCGCUACUGCCUUUGGUUAUGGCCGUGGGCUCUUUUAGAGGAGCACGAGUCGUCUACGUCCAACUAAUUAAUGACAGAAACGGCCCUGGUAGCGGUCCUGCUUCUGUUGACUGGUCUUGCAGCCACUUGAGAUUUGAGAAGAAUAAUGCAAUGGUGUCGGGAACGAUCUCAUCAAUUUUGUGUUUUAGUUACGGCGAAGAUUCGUAAGACUUAAUAUUGAUUGCAUGCUCUUGUUGAUCCAUAUCAAAUUGUACCACGUUGUGGUAAAACAGUUCUAGGUAAAGAAGCAGCGAGAUCAUGGUUGCUAACAAUUAAUAUUUACAGCUUCCGACCUAAUACAAAAGGAAGGCCAUUGGUAAUUAAGGAUCAAUUGCAUCUUAUGGAUUUACCAAUUAUGC